CUCAACUUACUAUAAAAGACUCAGGCUUUUCUCGUUGCUUUAGUUCUACCACGAUUCCAUUGCAAACAUGAUCUUUAAGGCAGUUGUCUUAGUGGCGCUCGUAGUCGCCGUCGCAGCCCGACCCGAGACUCCUUCCUACUCUCCUCCUGCUCACCCAGUCCCUUCGUACUCGCCUCCCAGCCCAUCAUACAGUGCGCCCGUCUACGCAGACGUUCCACCCCAAUAUAAUGCGCAGUACAACGUAAAUGAUGAGUAUUCAGGCAACAACUAUGGACAUCAAGAGGACCGCGAUGGCUAUAACACUCAGGGAACAUACUACGUGCAGCUCCCCGACGGUCGUCUGCAGAAGGUGACUUACUACGUCGAUGGCGAGUCCGGCUACGUGGCAGAAGUCACCUACGAAGGAGAAGCACAGUAUCCAGCUUAUGAACCAUCUACAUCAUACCAACCCGCCCCAGCUUACCAACCUCCCUCAUCCCCAUCAUACGCCUAAAUUAUUUCUAUCUAUGCAUAAAAGGUAUGAAUGAGAAUGAAUAUCUUCACAAUACAGGAGAUAUAUUUGACCGGUUUCGAUUGUAUGUUCGUCAAAAAUAUUUCUAUCUAAUUUAUUGUACGAAAUAAAUCCUGCAAUGCCAAAGGCAUUGUUUGAUAGCCC
Messenger RNA from Penaeus monodon (black tiger shrimp), 655 nucleotides. Its product is annotated as cuticle protein 7-like. The transcript is spliced from 3 exons. Gene Ontology annotation, cellular component: extracellular matrix. Bases 68 to 493 code for a protein of 141 amino acids. NCBI's taxonomy places the organism in Eukaryota, Metazoa, Arthropoda, Malacostraca, Decapoda, Penaeidae. The record is from RefSeq and is a predicted model, not a curated record.